AUGGGGGGAAACCAAUCGGUCCCAAAGAUAACUGCCCAGGAUCGCGCAAUACUAGAUCUCAAAUUGCAGCGAGAUAAAGUAAAGCAAUACCAGAAACAGAUUCAGUCGGUCUUGGAUCGUGAACAAGCUAUCGCCAAGUCAUUCCUCGCAGCUGGUCAGAAAGACAGAGCUCUCACAGCACUGCGGAGACGAAAAUAUCAACAAAGUCUCUUGGUCAAGACAGACGGUCAGCUUGAGAAUUUGGAACAAUUAGUGUCGAGUAUAGAAUUUUCAUUGAUUGAAGUUUCUGUCCUGCACGGGUUGAAACAAGGGAAUGAAGUGUUAAAAGAGAUUCACAAGGAGAUGAAUAUUGAAUCCGUGGAGAGACUUUUGGAGGAGACAGCAGAGGCUCGAGAGUACCAGAGGGAAAUCGACGACAUGCUUGCCAAUAAUCUCACACUGGAGGAUGAAGAAGUUGUUCAAGCAGAGUUACUCGCACUCCAGGCCGACCAACUCAAAGCACCAGUCAAGGUACCGGAACAAGAACAGAAAGAGGCAAACAAACUCCCUUCUGUUCCUACGACCGAACCGCAUUCGACAGAGCCGGCAAAGGAAGAACGGAUUACUAUACCCGCAUAA
Messenger RNA from Marasmius oreades (fairy-ring Marasmius), 618 nucleotides. RefSeq lists its product as uncharacterized. Gene Ontology annotation, biological process: late endosome to vacuole transport via multivesicular body sorting pathway; vesicle budding from membrane. The transcript has 6 exons. The coding region runs from base 1 to 618 and encodes 205 amino acids. NCBI's taxonomy places the organism in Eukaryota, Fungi, Basidiomycota, Agaricomycetes, Agaricales, Marasmiaceae. The record is from RefSeq and is a predicted model, not a curated record. Gene Ontology annotation, cellular component: multivesicular body; ESCRT III complex.